AUGGAAUGCAUGGGAUGCUGUGUGAAUGCUCCAAUGAUUACAGUGGCUGAUUACUCUAAUGGUUCAGAAGGAUAUACUUAUAAUUAUUUUGAAGAUGUAACCCCAGAGAAAGUAGUUGAGAUAGUUGAAAAGCUGAGAAAGGGCGAGAAGAUCGAAGAGAAUAAGGAGAAGAAGAGAGUGGCAAGAUCCUUCAACAUCGACACUGCGAAUACACUCUGCAAUCUAUCUCCGCCACUGUUGCAUCUCGACGAGAACGCUCCGUCAACCUCUGCGAACACCGCGGAUCUCCUCGCCGGACUCCACUCCUCCGGAAUCACCCUUUACGGCCGCCGCCCAUCAGAACGCGACCACCAGCCAGCGCCAAACCCCGAUCUUCCUUGGGAAUUCAACAAUGCCAACAAAGAAAAGGUGAAGGAGAUUUUAUCUCACUAUCCAUCCAACUAUAAGCGAUCUGCUAUCAUCCCUCUGCUGGAUCUUGCACAACAACAGCAUGGAGGCUGGCUUCCUGUUUCUGCAAUGGAUGCGGUGGCUCAGGUUAUAGAGGUUGCUCCUAUUCGGGUAUAUGAGGUUGCCAUAUUUUAUUCAAUGUUCAAUCGAUCUAAGGUUGGCAAACAUCAUCUGUUGGUCUGUGGAACUACACCUUUGGCUGAUUACUCUAAUGGUUCAGAAGGAUAUACUUAUAAUUAUUUUGAAGAUGUAACCCCAGAGAAAGUAGUUGAGAUAGUUGAAAAGCUGAGAAAGGGCGAGAAGGUUCGGUUUGUGGCAAGAAGGUGA
Vicia faba (fava bean) is the source of this 774-nucleotide messenger RNA. The record is from the annotation of a GenBank genome assembly. Lineage: Eukaryota; Viridiplantae; Streptophyta; Magnoliopsida; Fabales; Fabaceae.